Molecule: messenger RNA, 756 nt
Organism: Zymoseptoria tritici IPO323
Lineage: Eukaryota; Fungi; Ascomycota; Dothideomycetes; Mycosphaerellales; Mycosphaerellaceae
Exons: 1
Coding region: 1-756 (251 amino acids)
Biological process (GO): lysosomal transport; Golgi organization; Golgi vesicle transport
Cellular component (GO): EARP complex; membrane; GARP complex
Source: RefSeq, a predicted model, not a curated record
AUGUCCACAAUCGCCUCCCCCCGCCCCUCCUUCUCCUCCCAACGCUCCACCACCUCCACCACAACCACAACCGACCCAACCCAAAAAUCCACCCUCGACCGCGCCUCUCUCCGCCGCAACCGCGCCGCUCUCCGCGACUACUACAACCUCAGCGUGCCCUCUCCCGUCACCUCAUCCACCAACCUCGCCUCCGACUCCUCACCCCCAUCUCCCAUCUCCUCCCCCUCCGAACUCGACGCACCGGGCUUCGUACCUGAGACAUAUGUUGCGAAUGUGCUCUCCACCACCUCCCUCGAAGGCGUACUCCGCGUCUCCUCGGGACUAGUGAGUGAGAUAAGAUCUUUAGACGGCGAGAAAAAAGCCCUGGUGUAUGACAACUACUCGAAAUUGAUCGCGGCGACGGAUACGAUUAGGAGUAUGAGGGAGAAGAUGGAUCCCAUGACGCCGGGGACGAGGACGUUGGGUUUGGCGGUGGGUCAUAUUGCUGAGACGGCGAGGGGGUUGAGGGAGGGUGCUGCGAAGUCUGCCGCGGAUGGUGAUUUUGGAAGGGGAAAGGAAAGGCAGAGGGAGGUUGUGAGGUGGGUUUUGGGUGGACCGGAGAGGGUGAGGGGGUUGGUGGAUGAGGGGAAGGGCGAGGAGGCGAGGGAGGAGUGGAGGUGUGUGGAGAGGGUGUUGGAGAAGUUGGGGGAGGCGAGGGGGGUGGAGAGGGUGAGGAGGGAGGGGGUGGAGGCGUUGAGGAGAUUGGAGGGAGGUUGA